AUGUUAAAUAAUAGUAUUGGUGCACCAACACCAAAAUUAGUUUCAUCGGAGACAACAAAAACAUCCGUAUCAGGAACAAAUUUAAUAAUACCCGAAUGGGUACAUUGUGAAAUAUGUAAACGACGUGAACAAAAUGGUCCAAAUAAUACUCGCUUACCACUUGGUUAUUGUCAUCCAUGUGGUCAUAUUAUCUGUCGAGAUUGUGCUGUACAUAAUAUGAAUAGCCAUAAUUUACAUGUAACUGAAGCACAAGUACGUGAACAAGUUUAUAAACUUUAUUCGAAUAUGUAUAAACAAUUAUUUGAUGUAUUUGAUUAUCAAGAUGCAAAAUGGAAUCAAUUAAUAAUGCAUAGAAUUGAAUAUUUAAGACAAAUGAAUAAAAUAAAAAAAGGAAUGAUGGAAUUAGAAGAAACUAAACGUAUAAAUAAAGAAUUAUUAAAAAUUUUUCAAGGACAAGAACAAUUGUCUCAUCAAAAUCAUGAACGACAUCAACAAACUAUUCGACAAUAUCAAUCAACUAUUUCACCAGCACGACCAUCAUCAGUAGCUUCAUCAACAUCAUUAAAUUUUGGACCUCAGCAACGACAACAGACAAAUCAUAAUUCUUCAUCAAUCAUAAAACCAAUGGUUAUAGGAACAUCACCAAAUCCACAACAUCAUCAUGUACCUCCACCUGAACCUGAUAAAUUAAUGACAUAUGAACAAGCAAUGAUAUAUGCACAUCCAGCAUUAAAAGAUGCUUUACGUUUAGCUCAUCGACGUAAAAUGUCGUCAAAAAAUAGUGGAACUAUUACUCCAAAAUAG
Molecule: messenger RNA, 804 nt
Organism: Rotaria sp. Silwood1
Lineage: Eukaryota; Metazoa; Rotifera; Eurotatoria; Philodinida; Philodinidae
Source: the annotation of a GenBank genome assembly